UUUUAGUGUUUAUGGAGUCGAAUGAAGCUCUGAACUAAAACCCUAAAUCUCAUUCUUCUGAUUUUUCCUCACUCUAAAAAGAGCUUCUUCUCUGUUCAGGUGAGAGAAAUUGUUUUUUUCUGUCGUCUUAAAUCUUGUUUUCCUCUUCAAUUACGCCAGGUUUGCCUUCUUUGUCUUCCUCAACUCGAGAUGUUUCAACUCAAUUUCUUCUGGUGAGUGAAAUCUGCAUUUAGUGAUUUUUUUUUUUGUUUUUAAUUAUAGUGGUUCAUUAGUAAAGAAGAAUCAGGAGAGAAUAGAUGAGAAAGAGUAUAAUUCCUUGUCCGUGAAUCGAAGGUCGUAAUUAAUUUUGGCAUCACAGUGGUGACUUAAUAAAAUAAAAGUAGAUGGUAAACAAUGAGGGCAAAAGAAAGUUGUAAUUCGUUUUUUUGCUUAAAGGAAAUAGAGAAUAAAAGAUGAGGGAAAGGAGAAAUGAGAGAGACUUGUGGUGGGGCUAGCAGUGAAAACAUAAGGAUAAAUGGAAAUCCCACAUACUCACUGCAGAUGAAAGCGACGGCAGAAACAUGAACAAGAAAAUUUGAUGAACCACCAAGCAACAGUCUAGGCUACAAAUACAACCAUGAUAAACAGCCUGCUGAUUUUUCUUCUUCAAUAUCAAUAUCCUUCAACAAAAUGGAUCUUAACAGUAGAGGGCAACAGGCCUUACCACCACCUAACACUACAUUCUCUUCCUCGGCUGCAAGUAACAUGAGAUCCAUGGACAAAGGCAAAACCAUUGCUCAGUACAAUGCUGAUGCUGGACUUUUGGCCGAGUUUGAGCAAUCUACUGCUUCUGGUAAGUUGUUCAACUAUUCAAGAUCAGUUGUUUUUCCUCCUCAGAAUGUCCCUGAUGAACAAAUCAGUGCUUAUCUUUCGAAAAUCCAGAGGGGUGGUUUUGUUCAGCCUUUUGGUUGCUUGCUGGCUGUUCAGGAACCCACUUUUAGAAUCAUUGCGUAUAGCGAGAAUUGCUUUGAAUUCCUGGGUUUGACUGUUACCAGUGGGUUUGAUGGGAAAGGUUUGCUUGGAAUUGAUGCCAGAACCUUUUUUAUGCCUUCCUCCAGUGGGUCCUUAGCAAAGGCUGCUGCUUCUAGGGAGAUCUCAUUGUUGAACCCAGUUUGGGUGUAUUCUAGAACAACCGAGAAGCCGUUUUAUGCUAUACUGCACAGAAUUGAUGUGGGAAUCGUGAUCGAUUUGGAGCCUGCUAGGUCAAUUGAUCCUGCUUUGUCACUUGCUGGAGCAGUGCAGUCACAGAAGCUAGCUGUCCGCGCCAUUACUAGAUUGCAGUCACUCCCUCGAGGUGAUAUUGGUGCAUUGUGCGACACGGUUGUGGAGGAUGUUCAAAAACUUACUGGGUAUGACCGGGUUAUGGUAUAUGAGUUCCAAGAUGAUGACCAUGGUAAAGUUGUCUCUGAAAUUAGGAGGUCUGAUUUGGAACCAUAUUUGGGAUUACAUUAUCCGGCAACUGAUAUUCCUCAAGCAGCUCGUUUCUUGUUCAAACAGAAUCGUGUUCGAAUGAUUUGUGACUGUGAUGCUAAGCCAGUUAGGGUCAUUCAAAGUGAAGAACUUAAGCAGCCUCUUUGUUUGGUCAAUUCAACAUUAAGAGCACCCCACAGCUGCCACACACAGUACAUGGCAAAUAUGGGCUCUAUUUCCUCACUGGCAAUGGCAGUCAUCAUUAAGGACAAGAAUUCAACCAAGCUCUGGGGGCUGGUAGUGUGCCAUCAUACAUCUUCACGCUAUGUGCCUUUUCCCCUUCGCUAUGCUUGUGAAUUCCUCAUGCAAGCAUUUGGCCUGCAGCUAUUCAUGGAACUUCAAUUGGCUGCACAGAUGGUCGAGAAGAAGGUUCUUCGGACUCAAACCUUACUUUGUGACAUGCUGCUCCGUGAUGCUCCAUUUGGCAUUGUGACUCAAUCUCCGGGCAUUAAAGAUCUCCUGAAGUGUGAUGGAGCUGCAUUAUAUUAUGGUGGGAAAUGUUGGUUACUAGGUGUGACUCCAACUGAAUCACAGAUAAAAGAUAUUGCAGAAUGGCUGCUUGACAAUUAUGGUGAUUCUACAGGGUUGAGCACUGAUAGUUUGGCAGAUGCCAGUUACCCUGGUGCUGCUGCACUAGGAGACGCAGUUUGUGGCAUGGCUGCUGCCAGAAUUACUUCAAAAGAUUUCCUAUUCUGGUUUAGGUCUCAUACUGCAAAUGAAGUCAAAUGGGGAGGAGCUAAGCACCACCCGAAGGAUAGAGAUGAUGAUGGAAGAAUGCAUCCUAGAUCAUCAUUUAAAGCUUUCCUUGAAGUGGCCAAGAGUAGAAGUGUGCCGUGGGAUAUGUCAGAAAUUAAUGCUAUUCACUCUUUGCAGCUUAUAAUGAGAGAUUAUUUUCAGGAUACAGAAGUUAGCAGUUCUAAGGCACAGGCUUCUGACCAGCAGAAUGAUCUCAAGAUGCAGGAUAUGAAUGAACUCAGUUCAGUGGCAUGUGAAAUGGUUAGAUUGCUCGAGACAGCAACGGCACCGAUUUUUGGAGUUGAUUCAGCUGGUUUUAUCAAUGGUUGGAAUGCAAAAAUUGCUGAAUUGACAGGAUUACAAGGUAGUGAAGCCAUGGGGAAAUCUUUGGUUAAUGAAGUUGCUCACGAGGAUUCAUGUAAAGCUCUUGAAAAUCUUAUAUGCAGAGCUUUGCAAGGUCAGGAAGAUAGAGAUGUUGAGCUAAAGCUGAGAAAUUUUCAGCUUCACCAGUCAACCUCUGUCAUCUACAUUGUAGUCAAUGCCUGCACAAGUAGGGAUUACAUGAAAAACAUUGUUGGCGUGUGCUUUGUUGGCCAAGACAUCACAAGCGAAAAACUCAUGAUGGAUAAAUUCGUCCGUCUGCAGGGAGAUUACAAGGCUAUAAUUCAAAGUAUUAACCCAUUGAUUCCUCCAAUAUUUGCAUCAGAUGAGAAUGCAUGUUGUUCAGAAUGGAAUGCGGCUAUGGAGAAGCUGACUGGCUGGACAAGAUAUGAGGUUAUUGGUAAAAUGCUUCCUGGGGAAAUUUUUGGAGAUUUUUGUCGGUUGAAAGGUCAAGAUAUGCUGACUAAAUUUAUGAUCCUGUUAUAUCGAGGAAUUGCUGGUCAAGGAACAGAAAAUUCCCCCUUUGGAUUUUUUGAUAGAAAGGGAAACUAUGUGGAGGUGUUGUUAACAGCAAACAGGAAAACCAAUGGCGAUGGCAAUAUAACUGGAUGUUUCUGCUUUUUGCAGACUGUUAUGCUUGACAUGCAUAAUGUCUCAGACGAAAGCAGUCAGGGCAGAUUGUGUGUGUCAAAACUUAAGGAACUUUCUUACAUACAACAAGAGAUGAAAAAUCCUCUCAAUGGCAUUCGGUUUACCCACAAACUUCUAGAAACUACAGUGACUUUGGAAAAUCAGAAGCAGUUUCUUGAGACCAGUGAUGCUUGUGAAAGACAAAUCAUGACGAUAAUUGACAUUAUGGACUUAGGAAGUCUUGAAGAAGGUGCCAUGAAGCUGAACAAUGCAGAAUUUCUUAUGGGAAAUGUUUUGGAUGCUGUUGUUAGCCAAGUCAUGAUCUUGUUGAGGGAAAAGAAUCUACAACUUCUGCAUGAGAUUCCGGAUGAAAUCAAAACAUUGUCACUAUAUGGUGAUCAAAGCAGGCUUCAACUUGUCUUGUCUGAUUUUUUGCUUAAUGUGGUGCAUCAUGCUCCUUCUGAAGAUGGCUGGGUAGAAAUCAAGAUUUCACCAGCUCUGCAGCUAAUACAGGGCAGCAACGAAUUCAUCCAUUUGCAGUUAAGAAUGACUCACCCCGGCAAAGGUCUUCCUUCUAGCCUUCUUCAAGAUAUGUUGGAAGGAGAAAACAAAUGCACUACUCAAGAAGGCUUAGGGCUAAACCUUUCGCGGAAGCUGCUGAAUCGAAUGAAUGGUGAUGUCCAUUAUGUUCGAGAGCACAACAAAUGCUAUUUCCUUAUUGACCUUGAACUUCGGACGAAAAAGGAAGAUUGAACUGUGGCGAACUGGUAGAAGCAGAUAGAUCUAAAUUCUUUUUGCAUUACAUAUAUACGGUCGGAUGCGACUGUGCAAAGUGAAAGUCAUUAUGACUUUUGAGUUGUGUUUCUUGGUCUAUGUAUGUAUUCUUAAAAGUCCAUCCAUUUCUGAGCGGGUUCUGCUAUUUGAGUUUCUUGUAUAUUUUCUGUAUUGAUGUAAAGUUAAUGUGCAGCAUGUAUAUAUAUCUUGUAAAGGCAUGGAAUGAGUGGAGGAAGACAUUCACAAACGCA
Carica papaya (papaya) is the source of this 4280-nucleotide messenger RNA. It is a transcript of the gene PHYE, whose product is annotated as phytochrome E. Lineage: Eukaryota; Viridiplantae; Streptophyta; Magnoliopsida; Brassicales; Caricaceae. The record is from RefSeq and is a predicted model, not a curated record. Gene Ontology annotation, molecular function: phosphorelay sensor kinase activity; protein homodimerization activity; photoreceptor activity. Gene Ontology annotation, biological process: detection of visible light; red, far-red light phototransduction; regulation of DNA-templated transcription.